AUGGGCCAGAAGAAGAAAAAGGUGCAUGACCAUGAACCUGUGUCUUUGAAGCGUGUAAGGGUAUCUGAACGAGGUUUUGAUUGUUCGGGAGGGCAUGCUGGUGACCCUAUUGUAAUCGGUGACAGUGGUGAUGAUGUCAGUGAGGCUGAAGAGGGGUUGAGGCAUACUGAGAAGAGGUUUCUGGUUGAAAAGGAAUGGAAGAGCGAGGAGGGUAAAAGGUGUUCUGUAUUUGUUGAUAAAGUUGAUAACUUUGGCAAUGAUGACUAUGCUUGCGUACCUGAAAACCGGGUAAUUUUGCCGGAUGAUUCAUAUGGGGAUAAUCAGAGUGAGAAGGAACAUUGCGCGGAUAAAAGUGGUUCAGAUGAUUCUUUUUUGUGUUUAACGGAGAGUGAGGAUGGCGCCACCAGUGAUGAAGAUUUUCAGGUUGAUUAUGAUGAGAAUGAUUGCUGCUCGAGCAGUGAGGACAGUGAUUCUUCUUCUUAUGAUGAUGAUGAGAGAGGGGGAUACAGCAAGACGGUGAAGGAGAGGGUGAGAAAGGUGGAGGGUGAAACUGAAAGUAGUGGAGUUUGCAAAAGAAAAGGUGGAAGGAAAGAUAAUGAAGAGGGGGAGCAAUGGAUUGGUGCUGACUGUGCUAGUGCAACCUCUAGUAAAUCUGAGAUUUAUAAGCAGGAAGCAAGGAAUGCAGCACAGAAACAUGAAUCAAAGAGAGUCAAAAGUGCCAAUGUUGAUGCAGAAGUCUUUGGUGAUCACUGGAAAAGUUCAGGUUGCUCUAUGCCUUCUGAAGCUGAAGCACUAGAGCAUAGGAAGAAAAGAGAUACAGGUCAUCAAAGUGCGUCAUUGCAGAAAAAAACAGAAUAUUCAACUAUGAUCAAGAAGAAUCUUGAUGACCAUGAAGGAAAAAAGCAUCAUCACGUCAAAGGAGAUUCAGCUAAAGUUGUGACAAAAAAAGACAGGAAGGGAAGAAAGCAUAAAUAUGGGUUUAAUAGCAAUAAAUGUGAGAAGGUACGGGUGGUGGAUGAUGAAACUGGUGACAAAGAUGAGCUGCAUGAAUUGGAAGAAAAGGAUGAUGAUUUUGGUCAGGGUCAGACUAAGCCAUUAGCUUCUAGGGAAACAAUCCCUUUGGAUUGGAACUUUAUGAAGAAAGAACCUAUUGAAAAUUUGGAGUUUGAGAAGGAGUUAGAUAUCUUGUGGGGUGAAAUGGAUAUGUUGCUUCGAGGUGAAGAAAUUGGGUCUCAGGUUGAUAAUAUUGGAACAAAUGAAGCAAGAGAAAAUGAAGAAAAUUCAGCGUCGCAGUGCAAGCAUGAUACUAUUUUUAAUGAGGAAAUUGGGAUAUACUGCAGAUGGUGUGGUUGGAUUGCCACUGAAAUCAAAUAUAUCACUCCACCAUUUGUGGAUUCUGAAAGAUGUUGCAGAAGGGUGUCAUCUGGUGGAGGGAACACCUCACAGUUUGAUGGGGAUCUGUUUAAUGAUCCUGGUGAUGACUCAGAGGCAGUUUGGUCUCACAAUGAAGGCACAGUUUGGGACCUUAUUCCUGACAUAAAACAAAGCUUGUAUCCUCAUCAACAAGAAGGGUUUGAGUUUAUUUGGACAAAUUUGGCAGGAACCACUGACCUUGCCAAAUUGAAGAGGGUUGACCCAUGUAGUGAAGGUGGGUGCAUUGUUUCUCAUGCUCCUGGAACAGGAAAGACAAGGUUGACCAUGGUUUUUCUUCAGACAUAUUUGCAAUCGUUUCCAAAGUGUCUACCUAUUAUCAUUGCUCCUGCCAACAUAUUGCUUACAUGGGAAGAUGAGUUAAGGAAGUGGAACAUAGGAAUUCCAUUCCAUAACUUGAACAAUUCUGAAUUAUCGGGAAAAGAGAAACUCAUUAAUGAAGUUGACUGGUCUGGCAAUCAAAAGCAGAAUAAGGAUGCCAUACGUAUGGUGAAGUUGUGUUCAUGGUACAAAGAGAAGAGCAUUCUAUUAAUCAGCUACAAUUUGUAUGAGAAGUUAGCAGGAUCCACGGCUGAAGGUGAUGGGAAAAAAGAGAAGAAAAAUAAUAAGAUGAAAAAAAAGAAGAAACGUGCAAGGCCAAGGGAGUACAUUGAAAGUGGAAUGGGAAAGGUUCUGCGUGACUAUCCUGGUUUGCUAGUACUUGAUGAAGGGCACACUCCUCGGAAUCAGAAUAGUUAUAUUUGGAAGGUUCUUUCUGAAAGUAGAACUAAGAAGCGAAUCCUUCUUUCGGGGACACCUUUCCAAAACAAUUUUUUGGAACUUUACAAUAUUUUGUGCUUAAUGAAACCAUCCUUUCCUGACAGCAUACCACAAGAACUCAAGAAGUUUUGCCAAAGUAGACAAAUGCAGGAAAGGAAAGAUGUGAGCUGGGAUUGGGAACCUGUUUCGUCUGGAAAUACAGCUGAUGAGAAAAUAAAACUGCUAAAAUUGCUGAUGAAUCCCUUUGUUCAUGUUCACAAAGGUAGCAUUCUUCAAAAGAACCUUCCUGGGUUGAGAGAUUGUGUGCUGGUUUUGAAGCCAGACAUUUUGCAGCAAGAAACUCUAGAGAGCAUUGAAUAUUCUCAAAGUGCACUGAACUUUGAACACAAGUUGGCCUUGGUCUCUGUCCAUCCAUCCCUUUUCCUCAACUGCUCUCUGUCAAAAAAAGAAGAAUCUGUUGUUGACAAGGGUAAGUUGGAAAAGCUUAGAUUGAACCCUUAUGGAGGGGUCAAAACCAAAUUUCUGUUUGAGUUUAUAAGACUAUGUGAUGCAGUUAAUGAGAAAGUCCUCAUUUUCAGCCAAUUCAUUGAUACCUUAUGCUUAAUUAAGGACCAACUUGAGUCAGCCUUCAAUUGGUCUGUGGGGACAGAAGUGCUGUAUAUGUAUGGAAAGCUUGACCAUAAGCAAAAACAGUCCCUCAUUCGUAGUUUCAAUGAUUCAAAUAGCCAAGCAAAGGUGCUGCUUGCUUCUAUAAAAGCAUCUUCUGAAGGCAUUAACUUAAUUGGAGCUUCAAGGGUUGUGCUUCUUGAUGUUGUUUGGAAUCCCUCAGUGGAAAGGCAAGCUAUUUGUCGAGCAUAUAGACUUGGACAAAAGAGGGUUGUUUUCACAUAUCAUCUUCUUGCACAGGGCACCCCUGAAUGCACAAAAUAUUGUAAACAAGCAGAAAAGAACCGGUUAUCUGAACUUGUUUUCUCAAAUAGAAAUGCUGAAAGUCAUAAGCUCAAGAGUAGUGGAGUAAUGCUUGAGGAUAUUGAGGAUAGAGUUCUUGAUCUCAUGGUUCAGCAUAAAAAACUCAAGGAUAUGUUUGGUGAAUGUCUGGUUCAACCAAAGGAGAGAUAUUUGGAGACUUUGGGCCCUUGA
Messenger RNA from Glycine soja, 3330 nucleotides. RefSeq names its product SNF2 domain-containing protein CLASSY 3-like. Lineage: Eukaryota; Viridiplantae; Streptophyta; Magnoliopsida; Fabales; Fabaceae. Gene Ontology annotation, biological process: gene silencing by siRNA-directed DNA methylation. Bases 1 to 3330 code for a protein of 1109 amino acids. The record is from RefSeq and is a predicted model, not a curated record. Gene Ontology annotation, molecular function: ATP-dependent chromatin remodeler activity; ATP binding. The transcript is spliced from 4 exons.